AUGUCGUCAAUCUACAAUCUCGAGCCGCAGCCGACGGCAUCGGCCAUUAUGCAUACGACAUUGGGCGACAUCUCGGUUGAACUUUUCGCAAAGCAAACGCCACUCACCUGCCGCAACUUUCUGCAGCUCGCCCUCGAUGGCUACUACGACAACACGAUUUUUCACAGGCUCGUCCCGGGGUUCAUCCUGCAGGGAGGCGAUCCGACCGGUACUGGCAACGGAGGAGAGUCGAUUUAUGAUGGAGGCGCUUUCAGCGGCGAGCUGGAUCCCUGGCCAAUGGACGAGCGACGAGGACACAACGCCGGUCCCACGGGUGUCGGAUUCAAGGACGAGUUCCAUUCGCGAUUGAAGUGGAACCGGCGCGGGCAGCUGGGAAUGGCGAACGAGAGCAAACCCGAUACCAAUGGCAGCCAGUUCUUCUUCACUCUCGACAAGGCCGAGGAGCUCAACAACAAGAACACGCUGUUCGGGCGAGUCGCGGGCGACACGAUUUACAACCUGGCGAAAAUGGGCGAGGCCGAAGUCACUCCAGGCACGGACCGACCGAUGUACGCCGUCAAGAUUACGAGCAUUGAGAUUCUCGUCAACCCGUUUGAGGAUAUGGUGAAGAGAUCAAGAGUCGCGACGCAGGCGCCAAAGACGGUGGUCGUCGAGAGGAAAAAGAAGAGGAAGGGAGGCAAGAAACUGCUCAGCUUCGGCGACGAGGAGGGCGACGCGGAGGAGGUUCCGGUGCUGAAGAAGACCAAGUUCGAUACGCGGAUCGUAAUGGACGUGGACGAGGAGGAACCCGUGGAGAAGAAGCCGAAGACGAAGAAGGCCAAGAUCAAGGAGAACAAGAUGGAAUCGGUGACCCCUCCUGCGGCAGACGAGCCCAAGCCCACUGAGGAAAGGCGGGCGACGCCGCCGAACGGAUCCUUGUCGCCGGCGAGGAAGAGCGACAUUCCAAUUCGGAUCCCAGACUCUCCGUCCCCCGAACCCGUGGAGCGGAAGCCGAAGUCUGCUCUGGAGAAGACGAACGAGGAGAUCGCGGCGCUCAAGGCGUCGAUGAAGCGGAGCAUUCAGCCCGAGCCGACGCAAGAAAUCAAGAAAUCGGCUCUCGAGAGCAUGAUCCCAGAAACAUCGAUUCGAGGGCGGAAGAGGAGGGCCGGUGGAAACACGAGCGCCCGCGAGGAGCAGACAGCUCUCGACUUCAUGAAAGCGUUCAAGUCGAAGCUGGAGCGAGCUCCGGAGGAAAAGUCGGGUGGGCCCGUAUCUGCCGAUCAAGAGGAAAGGGACGAGAAUAAACAAGGCACGGGAGAGGAGGCGGAACUUUGUGAUUUGCACUUCAUCGCCGAUUGCCAGAGCUGCCGGGCGUGGGACCAGGCUGGAAAGGAAGAUAGCGACGAUGAGGGAUGGAUGUCUCAUGCACUCAGUUUCAAGGCAGAUAAGCUGGGCAAGGACCUCAGCUACCGCAAGAAGGCCGAGGAAGAGCUGGUUGUGAUAGAUCCCCGGGAAAAGGCGCGGACGCUCCAGGAGGACAGGAAGGCAUCGCGAGAGGCCCGGAGCGGAAACUCCGGGCGGGAAUGGGAUCAGGCACGGAAUGCAAAGAUGGCGAGAGCUUCGGCUCUGGCGGGCAGAGGAGCAAGGUAG
Molecule: messenger RNA, 1629 nt
Organism: Colletotrichum karsti
Lineage: Eukaryota; Fungi; Ascomycota; Sordariomycetes; Glomerellales; Glomerellaceae
Product: peptidyl-prolyl isomerase cwc27
Exons: 1
Coding region: 1-1629 (542 amino acids)
Biological process (GO): protein folding; protein peptidyl-prolyl isomerization
Cellular component (GO): catalytic step 2 spliceosome
Molecular function (GO): peptidyl-prolyl cis-trans isomerase activity
Source: RefSeq, a predicted model, not a curated record